CAAAUCAAUUUGAUAGUAACAUAUCCUUAUCAUACAAAAACAAAAUCAUUAUUAUUAUUUUUCUCCUUUGUACCUCACAAAAACAAAAGAGGGAGAAAAUUAAAAUGUAAAAACAAAAAAUGGAUUCUUGAUUUUCAAGAACUCCAAAAAUGGGAGAGUGACUUUCCAACCUCCCCAUUACCAAGAGAAGAAGAAAACCUCCAUUUACCCCCCCCCCCCCCCCCAAACACCCCCCCCUUUGUUCUUGGUUGGGUUGAAAUGGGUUCUGGGAGUAGCCGUUUGGGGUCAAGGCAACGUAGGACAAAUCGAACAAAAAGAAGAACAAUUUCAUCUAUAUUUAUAUGUGGUGCUUCAUCAUCAUCAAAUUCAGUUGUUCAGAUGGAAGAUGAUCCAGCUGAAAUGCUGGUGGCUUCUGCAGAACAUGUUGACACUGGAAAGCUCCAAAACUCUGGGAAGGAUCCUUCACCUGAUUUUAUUCCCUCACAAGCUGAACGUGGAGCUUCAUCUGCAAGCAAUCUGGUAAAUAGUGAAAAGUCUACAUCUGCAGGCGCUUCAACCAAUGUUCAGGGAGGUAAUCGAAGAGAAAACUCAGCCAAAGACAUGGAAUUAGUCUCUCAAUAUAAUCCUGGACGUACACUUAGUGAAGCUGCUAGUACAUCUCAGGACAACCAAUCAUUUUCCUAUCCACUUUCUUUAAACAAAAGGGCAGAUGAUGAUGUUGCAAAUAAUGUCCCUCCUACAGUGAAUCUAGAUGCCUCUCAAGUUUUUGCAGGGUACUCUCAUUCUAGCAGUCCAGCUUCUCAUGGAAAUGGAGAAUCUUCAUCAAGUGAAGAUUUUGUUGUAAACCAUACAAAUGAAAUUCUUAUCUUCAAUAAUUCUGAUUCUCUAUCAGCUCUUUCGGAUUCUUCAGUUACGCCACGUUUAGCGGGAGAUGAUAUGCGUCAGGAUACACCGCCUUCAGGUUUCGAAUUGUUGGUGUCAGACAGGGAAGACGGUGUAAGAGAUGGUAGCGCACUUCAUGUUGACAUGGCUAAUGCCUCUCCCAGUAUUUUCCCUAAUAUUCCUGCUGAAAUUAGUAGUCGUGAAGCAAGACGGAAUAGUAGAAGACUCUUUUGGGAUUCUUUUUCAAGGAGAAGUCCUAGGAGGCGUGCUGAUCCCCGUAACUUUCAUUUUCCAAAUGAUAAUUCAGACGUUGUAGCAUCUCAUGACAGGUUACUGCUGAACUUUAGUGAUAAUUCCCUUCAUGAGGAGGCUGGAGGAAAUUUUCCAUCAAAUGGAGGUCGGAAUGAACGGCGACGGCAUUCCAGAUCUGAGAUGUGGGAAAGACUCCCCGGUGGUCUUAUUGCUAGUGAUCAUCGAAGUGCCACUUGUCCAACGGGGAUUCACACAGAUGGCCCAUGUUCAUGUGAGACAAUUUUAAUGAGUCGAGAAUCUGGCAGUCGUGCAAGUAUAUCACGAAUAGUUAUGCUUGCUGAGGCAUUGUUUGAGGUACUGGAUGAAAUACAUAGGCAACCUAUGUCAUUGUCCUUAUCUGUAUUAUCACGUCCAGCCCCAGAGUCGGUUGUGGACUCAUUCCCAGUGAAGAGUUACUCAAAAUCAGAGGAAGUAGAUACUGGCAACAAUGUUUUACAGUGUCAUAUAUGCUUGUCCGAGUAUGAGGAAGAAGAUAAAAUACGGGUUCUGCCUUGUCACCAUGAAUUUCAUUUAUUAUGUGUGGAUAAAUGGCUCAAAGAGAUACACGGUGUAUGUCCGCUUUGCAGAGGAGAUGUCCGAAAUGGUUUUGUUGACGGUUCAGUUUCUAACUCAGCAGCAGCCCCUCUUUGAGAUAUCAAAGUAUAUAGUGGGGAAUAAUGGAGGGGAAGAGGGAAAAAGGAACGCCACGCUGAAACGUGGCUCCAUAAUUUGUUGUUAUUUGGUAAAUAUAGCGACGGGCUGAUGAAAAGGAAACAAGAAAUUUUGCUAUUUAUACACUAUCCAACGACUUCUGAAGCGAUACAGAAGGCUCUUCUUAACAGCUCGGAAGGGUUGUAUCACCUAUCAGAGCACGUUGAACACAUACGGAUCUGAUCGUGGCUAACUUCAGUUCCCGACUUUUCUUCCUUUGCCUUCCCCUUAUUCUCAACACGACGUGAGAGAACAAGGGCCCUCUUCCUUUUUCUCAUUUCCAAUGUUGCCCCCAUGCAAUUUUGUGGAGAGCUUUGUACAGAUGUAUAUGGCAGCUUUCUCUCCGCAAUGCACCUUUGUUGUUGUUGUUGUUGUUGUUGUUAAGAAGGCACAAAUUUCAAUGUUCAUUGAAAGAAAAUUACAAAAAUGCAGAUGCCACUGUACUUGGUGGAGGAUUUAGGGAAAUCGGUGAAUUUUUCAUAUGGAUUCUCAUUAAUGGAUAGAGAUAUGUCUGUAUUAGGGAAAGUUCUAUAUCUAUAAUAUAAUGUUAUAGAGACUUUCAUAGCCAA
Molecule: messenger RNA, 2453 nt
Organism: Capsicum annuum
Lineage: Eukaryota; Viridiplantae; Streptophyta; Magnoliopsida; Solanales; Solanaceae
Exons: 6
Coding region: 259-1824 (521 amino acids)
Source: RefSeq, a predicted model, not a curated record